CUGGCAUUCUUUCUGGUGUUAUUUUAUUUUUGGGUUUUAUUUGAACUGGGAAAAUGUCGGAUCAGGGGAAUGAGCAGCAGCCACAUGUAGAGGUUGUGGUGAAGGCAGAAGGUGAACAGCCUUCUUCCUCCACUACUCCCCCUCCACCUCUGAUUGCUACUCAGAGACUGAAGAAGGAGGCAGAAGAACAACUCAAACUGCAACAGGCCAGAGUAACCGAAUUGGAACGGUUGGAGGCUGCUGAGCUAGAGGCUGCAACAGAUCACUCCAGAAGGGAGUAUCUGUUGCAGCAGCUAGAGAAGUCGCUCACUGAUGAUCGGUGCUCCCAUGUCACCAAGCACAUGGCUGAGAUGAUCCUGUUGGAGCACAAGAUCACCAGUUCCCAGUUCACAAACUGGGAUGAUCAUUUUGUGCGGCUGGAGCAUCGGGUUGACGAGCUGUCAGCUCAGCAGUCCAAGAUGCUGGACUCUAUCCAGGGCUUGUCUGCUCAGCUGGCAGCCGCCAAGCUGAUUACUCCUCAGCUCCCUCUGCUGAAACCCAAAACCUCUCCUCCUCCUUCACCACCUCCUUCCCCUCCUUCAUCCCAUGGGGGAUUUGUACAUUCUUCCCGGUCAUCUACUCCUUCCCAAAAGGCCUUAGUAAAGGCCACCUAUGCUGCUGUGACUGCAACAGACAGAGGUCCCAAGAUCCCUGCUCCCAACAAGUUCAGGGGCGAUGACCCCAAGACUGAUGUUGGGGACUGGGCUGCUGGGACCAGAGCCUACUUGAGGGGCUUUGUCUGUGCAGAACAGACCAAGGUGGCAACUGUUUUGGGGCUGCUGGAAGGGCCUGCACUGAAAUGGGCCACCUCAACUUCCAACAGUCUGCAGCAGUCCAUGGAGGAUUGGGCCUUUGGGUUGGGGGUAGACAGACUUCUGCAGGCCCUGGAGGACCGGUUUGCAAACAAAGAGCGGGCCCGCAAGGCUGCUGACAGGAUUGCUGAGUUCGAGCAGCUCACCUCCACCCCUGGGCUGGUCAUGGCACCUGAUGAUAUGUUGACCAGCUUUUGCAGGGCAGCGCCUGAGAAGUUCGCUCUUGCACUUUACACCGCCGGGUACAAGGACUGGAGGUCCUUUGGUCGUGCAGCCCUGGAAAUGGAAGCUAAGCUCCAUGUCCAGGCCCCAACCUCUGACAGGAGGAAAGGUGCCUUCCCUAGAGGCAACAGGAGGGGAAAGACAUCCUUUACUCAUGCGGGGUCUGCCUCAGGAUCAGAUACCGAUUCUCAGCUUGAUGUGCCUUCAGGUGGGACCGGAUCUGCUGCUGAGACAGAUGCUGCAGUAGUAGCAGCAUCCUUCUGCUAUGAGGAUCCUGACCCGGAUCAGGACCCGGGGCAGCAUGAGCUUCAGUCCAUUGCUGCCUUCUUCUUCCACUUGAAAGAGCAAAAGAAGAAGGGCCUGUCUGAACUCAUCAUGCUUCGGCCACUGAUCAACCGCACCAGGAUCACUGGGCUUUUGGACUGUGGAGCCACCCGGAACUUCAUAUCUCCCAGUGCAGUCAAAAAACUGCAUCAGGGUAUGAAAGUUCAGCAGCUGCAGCAGCCGCUGCAAGUGCGGAUUGGUGAUUCUACAGUGAUCAGCAUCAGGGAGAAGGUCAAGGGCAUCCCUGUGACCUUCGAUACUGCAGGGAAAGUCGGACACAGUCUGAACUUUUACAUCUUCCCUGAGCUUCCCUUUGACUUGGUGUUCUCCAUGCAGUGGUUGAGGGAAGUCAACCCUAGGAUCGACUGGCAGAUUCCUAGAGUUGAGCUACCAGACAACCAGGGGGUGUAUCAGCAAUGCAUGAUUGCUGCUGAUCACCACCCUAAGACCUCCUGCUACUGCCUGAGAGCGAGGGAGUUUCAUGCUCUCUCUCGCCAGUACCACCAUGAGCGUCUGUUUAUCGCCCUGGUCAAGCAAACAGAUGCUCCCCCUGUUUCCUGUCCUCCUAAGAUACAGCAGGUGGUAGAUCAGUAUGUUGAUCUGAUGCAGGAGCCCUUUGGACUUCCCAACUGGCCAACCAAGCAUCACGUCGAGCUGCUGCCUGGAGCGGUCCCUUCCAAGGGCCGCAUCUACAGGAUGUCCCCUGCUGAGCUUGAGGAGCUCAGAAAGAAGCUUGAGACCCUGACCAGCAAAGGCUGGAUCAGACCCAACACAUCUGAAUUCGGUGCACCUGUUCUCUUUGUGCCCAAAGGGAACGGCGAGUUCAGGAUGUGCAUUGACUACAGGGGUCUCAAUAAGAUCACUAGGAAGAGUACUGAGCCACUUCCUAGGAUCGAUGACCUCCUGAAUAUAGUGCAGGGCUGCACAGUGUUCAGCAAAGUCGACCUCAAGUCUGGCUACCACCAGAUUGAGAUGGUAGAGGAGGAUGUCUACAAGACAGCCUUCAAGACCAGGUAUGGGACUUACAAGUUCCUGGUCAUGCCAUUUGGACUUUGCAAUGCCCCAGGCACAUUCCAGACAGAGAUGCACCACAUCUUCAGGCCUUACCUGGACAAGUUUAUGGUUGUCUACCUGGAUGAUAUCCCGGUAUUCAGCAAAACUGCCAGGGAACAUGCGGAGCACUUGGCUCUUGUCCUUCAGUCAUUACGUGACAGCCAGUAUAAGAUCAACAGAGAGAAGUCCUCCUUUGGAGUUCCCUCUAUCAUCUAUCUGGGUCAUGUAAUCUCUGGAGAUGGCCUGGCCCCUGAAGCAGCCAAGAUUGCUGCUAUUCAGGAGUGGCCUCAGCCUCAGACAGUGAGGGAUGUCCUGUCCUUCAUGGGUUUGGCCUCAUACUACAAAAAGUUUGUCAUGAACUUUUCUGCAGUGGCUGCACCCCUGACUAACCUAACAAAGAAAGACACUCCCUUCCUUUGGUCCCUCCACUGUCAGCUGACCUUCACACGACUCAAGAAGGCCUUGACUCGUGCUCCUGUACUGAAGUUGCCUGACCCCACUUUGCCAUUCAUCCUGACUACUGACGCCAGUCAGUAUGGCAUUGGGGCAGUUCUUGAGCAGGAUGAUGGGAAUGGUCUACGACCUGUAGAGUUUACGAGUAAGAAGAUCAAGACUCAAAAGCUCCAGGACUCUACCUACGAGAAAAAGCUUUAUGCUCUUGUCUGUGCCCUGAAACAUUGAAAGCACUUUCUCCUGGGCAGGCACUUCAAGAUCU
Messenger RNA from Chara braunii, 3165 nucleotides. The record is from the annotation of a GenBank genome assembly. Lineage: Eukaryota; Viridiplantae; Streptophyta; Charophyceae; Charales; Characeae.